CAUCAAAUUUGAAUUCGGAAUCUCACAAGAUUGUACCAAAAAAAGUCCGCUCAAACUUGAAACCUCUCAAAUCUGCCUCGAAAACAUCUGCUGCUCCUUCCAUGCCAUUCCCGUUCCCAUUCCCAACAUUCUUGCCCAAUCUUGUUCUAAAUACCCUUUUUGUUUACAUCUUCUAAUCACUACCUCCCAGACAUGAUAUGUCUCUUGCCUUGAUCAAAUAAUCUUGUCUCUACAGCUGUUGAAUCAUACACUCCAGUAGUUUCUUCUUGUUUUUGAUCAGCUGCGGCAAUGGCGAACAGAGGCAGUAAUCGAUAUCAAAGCAAUGCUUUGCCUAACAUAAUAACAACUCCGAUGGAUGGGCGCUCCUCUGUCUCCUCCCAUCACUCAGACAGUUCUUGUACCACAGUAAGCUCUGGGGACCGGAGGGGCUCUUCUGUGAAGCGCCUGGUAAAGAGCCUCAGCAACAGGUACACAUCUUCCCCUUCUACCUCCAAAGACAAAAGCUUUUCUUCGUCUUCAUCUAGGAAGGAACUGCCCACUUCAAAAGCAUCCUCUGCCAUUGUCAAGACGAAAUCUUGUAUCUCUCCCUGCCAAUCUAAAGGCAAGCCUGAUCACCCCAACAUGACUUCUCUAGUCAAGAAAUUUAUGGACACCAAGGCCAAGCCUCUGCCUCAUAGUGGCAACUGUGUUGUUAUUCCUGCGGAUUUCAUUGCACAGGAUCUAAAGAAAGCUUCGGCCAAGGCUAAUAAAUUCAAGAGCUUACAGGAAAAAUUGCUGCAUAAAGUCUCAGGGAAAUCUGCCGGAAGCCAUUCUCAGAAGAAAAUGUUAACUGACUCAAAGGUCACUCGUCCUUUGUCUGUGGUGCUUAAGAGUGAGCAAGAACUUUUGCAGCAGAAUAGAGAGUACCAAAUUGAAAUAGAGGAGCUGCAGACCGUGCUUGCAAGUAAGAAUGCAGAGGUGGAGGGGUUACGAAGCUUGGGAAUCAUGCUGAAGGAGUUGUGUUCAAAGCAACAAAAUGAAAUAAAAGCACUUAAAAGCUCAUUUCCAUCAUCUAAGAAGGACUCUUCUCAACUGCAUGAGCUUCUAGAGAAACAGGGAACAGAGCUAAAGCAAGCUCGCCUUGUUAUUCCCAGUCUUCAAGAGCAGGUGACCUCUCUCACAGAACAGCUUAAAUCCCUUGCAGAGGGCCUUGCUGAGGUGAAAGCUGACAAAGAUGCAAUGAAGGCAUAUUUUGAUGGACAUGUUGCCACCCCCAAAACUCCAGUAUUUAAUCAGGAAGCUGAGAAUUUCAACAAGGAAAUUUGUACCAGUGAACCCACAACUCCAGUAAGCCAAGAAGAUAUGAUGCUAAAGGAUAUGAAUCCAUGUCUAACACCAUACUAUGCCAGAACAAAGUCACAGGAACUUGAGGUGAUUGGGUAUGGCCUAACAGAUGAAGAACAGUUGGCAGAAGCCUUGCACAAGCUUGUUAUUGGUUCUGAACAGAAACAAGAUGUGCUACAAGAACAUUGUAUAAACGUUCUUCGCAAAUCUAUUUCUUUCUCUACAGAUUCUACAAGUCUGAACUCCGGGGCAAAAUUGCUCAGAGCAGAUGAGAAUAGGCUGGGGUUUUCAAAUCUGCAUUGUAAGGCACCAAAUCAGAAACUAUGUUGGGAUUAGGCAAUUGAGUGAAUAACUGUUGAAUCAUCACCUGCAUGUAAAUUCUUUAGUUCAAUGAAAUCGAAGCUUCAUAUUAGCCUUUGCAGGCGUGCAAGAAGAGAUUGCUACAAGAUCUGUCUUCUCAUCAGUAUUUUUUUUGGAUAAUAAUAGAACACCAUUCAUGUUUUUAUGGUUUCCUCAAAGUCAUUAUACCAAUUUGUAUCUCAUGGCUCAUAUGUACUAUGGGAGUUUUGACAGUUUGUGCCUUAGUUGCCACGAACUUGGGUUCAGGGAUAGAGACCUGUCUCCAUGUCUGUAUCUCUUGCUGACUAUAUUUAAAUGUACUAUAUCUGUAGUACCUUAUUCA
Messenger RNA from Cryptomeria japonica (Japanese cedar), 2005 nucleotides. RefSeq lists its product as uncharacterized. The transcript is spliced from 5 exons. The record is from RefSeq and is a predicted model, not a curated record. NCBI's taxonomy places the organism in Eukaryota, Viridiplantae, Streptophyta, Pinopsida, Cupressales, Cupressaceae. Bases 289 to 1659 code for a protein of 456 amino acids.